Rosa chinensis is the source of this 2298-nucleotide messenger RNA. Its product is annotated as protein NUCLEAR FUSION DEFECTIVE 4. Gene Ontology annotation, cellular component: membrane. Lineage: Eukaryota; Viridiplantae; Streptophyta; Magnoliopsida; Rosales; Rosaceae. Bases 367 to 2064 code for a protein of 565 amino acids. The record is from RefSeq and is a predicted model, not a curated record. The transcript is spliced from 3 exons.
GGUCAUAAGCUUAUUACAGAAGCCUUGAUAGCCCCAUCACUAUCCCCAUUCCCAAAUCCCCUCCCUCUCCCUCUCUUCCCAUUUCUAAUUUCUCCACCCCAACAAAAAUAGGCAAAGUCUGCACGCGCGCAGCAGAGAAAUUCAUAUAUGUAUAAAUGAUAUGGAUCGAUCAACAAGAACACUAGCAAAUACAAGCUAGCACGUUCCAAGAUUGGCAUAUAACAUCAGGAAAAUCCCACCCCAAAACCCUCUAAACCCUCCAUUCCCACAACCCCUUUUCUCUUUUUAUCAAAACCUCCCCAGAACAUGAUUAAUCAGAUUGAUUGAUCGAUUACUACUCUAUACGUCUAACAAGAUUCAGCAACAAUGGUUGGACAAUCAAGGAAAUGGAUGAUACUCGUGGCAACAACAUGGAUUCAGGCAUUUACGGGCACGAACUUCGACUUCUCGUCCUACUCCUCCGAAUUGAAAACGGUUCUUGGGAUAUCUCAGGUGCAACUCAACUACCUUUCUGUGGCCUCAGACAUGGGCAAGGCAUUGGGGUGGUGUUCAGGUGUUUCCCUCAUGUAUUUUCCUUUGUGGGCUGUCAUGUUCAUGGCUGCCUUCAUGGGUUUGUUUGGUUAUGGUCUCCAAUGGUUUGUCAUUCAAAGAAUGAUCACCCUGCCCUAUGUUCUGGUAUUCCUUUUGUGUUUGUUGGCAGGAUGUAGCAUCUGCUGGUUCAAUACAGUCUGCUAUGUAUUAUGUAUUCGGCACUUCCAAGCCAACCGGGCACUUGCAUUGUCCCUAACAAUUAGUUUCAAUGGCGUAAGCGCAGCCCUCUACAGCCUCAUUGCCAAUGCAAUAAACCCGGCUGAUGACAACCUCUACCUCUUAUUGAAUGCAGUAGUUCCACUCUUCACAUCUGGUGUUGCACUAAUCCCUCUGCUUCGUCAACCACCUUCAAUGCAGCCACUGUCUCGUGAGGCUACUUAUCGAGACUCCAGGAUUUUUCUUUGCCUGAACAUCCUAGCAGUGGUAACAGGCCUAUAUCUCCUCCUCCUCAACUCACUGUCCUCUAAGAUAUCAAAUGCUCGAAUUCUCUUGGUUGGUGCUAUUUUUCUCCUGAUCUUACCUUUAUGUCUGCCUGGCAUUGCAUAUGCUCGGGAGUGGGCUCGUCGAAACAUGCCCUGGAGCUUCCAGAAUGAUAACUCGUCAAACUUCAAUCUGGCCAACCCUGAUGAUCUUGAGCUCCAUAAGGAACUCAUUGCUGAAAAUGAAAGUGGAAAUGUGGUGAAUGCCACUUCUUAUGGGAUGGUAGACAAGCAAGGUUGUUUAUGGUGUUUUGGGAAGGUGAUGGAGAAAGACAGGUUGACAGUGCUAGGGGAGGAACACUCUGCUCGGUUGCUCAUACGCCGGUGGGAUUUUUGGCUAUACUAUGCUGCAUAUUUUUGUGGCGGAACUAUUGGAUUGGUCUAUAGCAACAAUCUUGGGCAGAUUUGUGAAUCACUUGGAUACGGUACCAAGACCAGUUCUCUUGUCACACUAUACUCUUCAUGCUCCUUCUUUGGUCGUUUACUAGCAGCUUCCCCGGAUUUCCUGCGCGAUAAGUUAUACUUUGCAAGGACUGGGUGGCUUGCAGUUGCGCUGGUACCAACACCAAUCGCCUUCCUCCUGCUUACUCUAUCAGGCAGUGAAGCAAUGUUGCGUGCCGGAACAGGCUUGAUCGGGAUAAGCUCUGGGUUUGUGUUUUCUGCAGCGGUGUCAGUAACAUCAGAGCUUUUUGGGCCAAACAGCGCGGGUGUAAACCACAACAUCCUCAUCACCAACAUCCCUAUUGGCUCACUCCUCUAUGGCCUUCUUGCAGCUUUGGUGUAUGAUUCCAACGAAGGAAGCUCACAAAUUCGGGAGAACUUUUUAAAAGAAGCAACAUUGUGCAUGGGUAGGUCAUGCUACAGGCAGACAUUCAUAUGGUGGGGCUGUAUUUCAGUUGUAGGGUUAGCAUCAAGCGUCUUGUUAUUCCUACGGACCAGAGCUGCUUACAAUCGUUUUGAGAGGAACAGAUGUCGAACAGAGUCCUCCUCUUAGCUUUAGAUUCAAAUUUUGGUGGUAGAGGUUUGCUAAAUGCUUAUAGAUGUGUGUGCAUCUCAAAGACAUUUAACAAUAUGACAACAUAGAAAUCGAUAUAAGUGUAUCUUGUUUUUUGACACAAAAGAAGUGAUUCAUGUGACAUUGUACAUGUUAUGUACCCAAAAAAAAAAAACAUUGUACAUGUUAAGAUAACAGAGAAAAAGUCACAGUUCUGUAGAAAAGUUUUAGAAA